AUGACGGGUGAAUUUUGCCCUACAGACAAAAUCCCUGAAUUUUCAAACCCUACAAUUUUUCCGGCUCCUGAUGUGCCAGGGCAAACUUUCACGUCCAUGCGACCAACAGUCACAUUCAUAACCACGGACAAGAAUCCGGCCGUUGUCUUUACUACAAAAUCGCCUCCACGCUUCGACAUGCCGACAGAUGGAGGCGGGUUGCCAAUGAGUAACAAGAAAGAGCCUGCGCCUACCAAAGAGCUGCGCCCAAAUCGAGUGCAGUCCUCGAAGGAUCACGGUAAGGCCGCUUCUCAGCCGCAGCCUACGUCAGGAGAUCAGUCACACGGCCAACCUCAACGUCAUCCACUGCCUGGUUUUGAGCCUGGGUCUGGUUCUAGUCCCGAUGCUGGAUCUGAGUCCGAUCCUAAACCUGGUUCUGGAUCCAGUUCUGGAUCCAAUUCUGGCCCUAACAACAACUCCGACCCAGAGUAUAGUUCACGGUCUGGUUCUGAUUCCAACUCUGAUCUUGGUCCCAAUUCCGAGCCCAAACUUAUGCCCAUCGCUGUACAGACCAAGACAUUUGUGGUGACAGCGAGAGACCAAGAAGUUAUCGUUAACGAUAAGACUUUCUCAGGUCUCAAGGUGGACCAGACUACAACAGUCACCGUCGACCAUGGGACGUUUACAAUCCGUCCAACAGAGGUCGCUGGUGAAGGGGUAACAAUAAAGAAGCCACAGCCUGCUGGAACUGUGGUCUCUGUUGUCAGCCCUACCAGCGCAAUACUUGGACAGGUGCCUGUCGCUGUUUCAGGAACAGAGGCUUCAUUCGGUGGUACUACGGUCAGAAUUCCUCUCAUGGGCACAACUAUGAGACUGGAAAUUCCCACACAGGGCUCGAAUACCUUGGUUGAUGAACGGGAAGUCUUUAUUGCGCCUGAUAGAAUUGUUGUAGAUGGCGAAACCCUCAAGUACCAUGGGGUAGGUGCACCUCAGACAGACGUGAUCAUAGAAGGUGGCGAGAUAGUUACCGCGGUUGGGCAAUCUGUCUUGGUCUUCCGAUCGACGACACUGACUUAUGGGCCGAGCAUCCCCGGUAUUACUGAGACGAUCGACGACGAUAUUGUCACAAUAGGGCCUGCGGGUGUCGUUGUUGAUGGCACGACUCUAGGGGGUCCUGAGGCUAAAGCUGGAGAUACAAAGCGUCAAAUUGUCGGUGGAGCGACGAUUACCAAGGUCAAUCCUUCGUACAUAAUCGUUGACGAGACGACUUUCACAGCUGGUCCAGGUGCGAAGAGUACCACAAAGGAGGCUGGAGGCGAGACUAUCACAAUUGGACCCCAGGGUAUCAUCAUCGGCACAUUAACAAUCAGAUACCCCUUUGGUGUUUCGACUGUUACUACUAUCGAAGCAAAAGAGACAGGUUCCGCGAUGUUGCCUGCAGCUACUGGGACCAAUAAUAACAAUGCCAAGGUGGACAGCAAGGAUGACGAUGACAGUGGUGCAGCUUUUCUGAGAUCUGGGUUAACGAUGGAAAUGACUGGAUUAUGCAUAGCGGUAGGCGUUUGGAUUAUGGUUUAA
This is a messenger RNA of Fusarium graminearum PH-1, 1557 nucleotides long. RefSeq lists its product as uncharacterized. The transcript has a single exon. The record is from RefSeq and is a predicted model, not a curated record. The coding region runs from base 1 to 1557 and encodes 518 amino acids. NCBI's taxonomy places the organism in Eukaryota, Fungi, Ascomycota, Sordariomycetes, Hypocreales, Nectriaceae.